AUGGAGACAGAGCUAGACCCUGGACUCUACCAUGGUGCUCUACAGCAUCAAGACAUGGAGCUGUUUUCACCUGAGGAAGACAGUAGUCUGUACUUCACCUACAGCAGCGGCCGCAACGAGCUGGAGGUCAACAACCUGCACUACGAGGUGGACACGGCAGCUCAGAUCCCUUGGUAUGAGAAGCUAUCAGAGCUUAGGUUGCCAUGGGAAAUCAAAGGAAACAAGCAGAAAGCCAUCAACAACCUCAGCCUCCGUGUGCACAGCGGACAGAUGCUGGCCGUCAUCGGCAGCUCAGGCUGCGGGAAAACGUCUUUGCUGGACAUAAUAACGUGUCGGGACGAGGGAGGUACGAUGACGUCUGGCCAGAUUCUGAUUAAUGGGACACCGAAACAGCUGGUGAGGAAGAGCAUCGCACACGUCCGCCAAGACGACCGGCUUCUUCCUCACCUCACCGUCCGGGAGACGCUCGUCUUUGUAGCCAAACUCAGGCUGUUGACCCACUUCACCAAGGCUCAGAGAGACAAGAGGGUGGACGAUGUCAUCGCGGAGCUCCGGCUCAGACAGUGUGCUCACACCAGGGUGGGAAAUGAAUAUGUGAGGGGUGUUUCCGGAGGGGAGAGGAGGAGAGUCAGCAUCGCUGUGCAACUGCUAUGGAACCCUGGUAUUCUGAUCCUGGACGAGCCCACGUCAGGUUUGGACAGCUUCACAGCCCACAACCUGGUGAUCACACUGUCCCGCCUGGCACGGGGAAACCGUCUGGUCCUGCUGUCAGUCCAUCAGCCUCGGUCUGAUGUCUUCAAACUGUUUGACCUCGUGGUCCUGCUCUCCUCUGGUUCGGCCGUGUACUGCGGCGCUGCUUGCGCCAUGGUGCCUUAUUUCACUGCUCUGGGAUACCCGUGCCCACGAUACUGCAACCCCUCAGACUUUUACGUCGAUCUGAUCAGUAUAGAUCGCCGGAGCCCAGAACAAGAAGCUGAAUGUUUGGAGCGAGCCAGAGUUCUGGCUGAGCACUUUCUAGAAAAUGUCCAAGACUCAGACGACUACAUGUGGAAACCAGCUGGAAAUGACACAACGUCAACACAACUUGACAGCCCUCAGCCGCUCAGUAGGAUGGAGGAAAUAAUCACAGUUUCUAACCAGAGAGACAGAUUACCUGGAAAACUGCAUCAGUUCACAAUACUCAUCAGGCGUCACAUGUACAACGACUUCAGAGACCUGGUCACCUUGUUGGUCCACGGCUUCGAGGCCCUGCUGAUGUCACUGCUGGUCGGUUUUCUGUACUACGGGGCCGGAAACGAACGUCUGUCCAUCCAGGACACGGUGGCCCUCCUCUACAUGAUCGGAGCACUCACCCCGUUCGCUGUGGUGCUGGACGUCAUAGCCAAAUGUCACACAGAGAGGGCUAUGCUCUACCAUGAGCUGGAGGAUGGCAUGUACUCCGUCACCUCCUACUUCUUUGCCAAGGUACUGGGGGAGUUACCGGAGCACUGUGUUUUCACCUUGGUCUAUGGACUGCCCAUCUAUUGGCUUGCUGGCCUUAAUGAGGCUCCAGACCGUUUCCUGCUCAAUUUCCUGUUGGUGUGGCUCAUGGUCUACUGCAGCCGUGCCAUGGCUCUGUUCGUAGCGGCCGCCCUGCCCACCCUGCAGACCUCAGCCUUCAUGGGCAACUCUUUGUUCACAGUCUUCUACUUGACUGGAGGUUUUGUCAUCAGCCUGGAGAAUAUGUGGAUCGUGGCUUCAUGCCUGUCCUAUGCCUCCUUCAUGCGUUGGGGUUUUCAGGGCUUGCUGAAGCUGCAGUUUGAGGGCAACAAGUAUGCCGUCACCAUCGGAAACUUCACCAUCAACAUUGACGGGGUACAUGUGGUGGAAGUGAUGAGCCUGAACCAGUAUCCUCUGUACUCGUGCUAUCUAGUCCUGCUGGCAGUCUGUCUGGGUUUCAUGGCACUCUACUACGUGUGCCUAAAAUUCAUCAAACAAAAAUCCAGUCAAGACUGGUGA
This is a messenger RNA of Thalassophryne amazonica, 1998 nucleotides long. It is a transcript of the gene abcg8, whose product is annotated as ATP-binding cassette, sub-family G (WHITE), member 8. The record is from RefSeq and is a predicted model, not a curated record. Gene Ontology annotation, biological process: cholesterol homeostasis. Gene Ontology annotation, molecular function: ABC-type transporter activity; ATP binding; ATP hydrolysis activity. Gene Ontology annotation, cellular component: plasma membrane. Lineage: Eukaryota; Metazoa; Chordata; Actinopteri; Batrachoidiformes; Batrachoididae.